AGUGACAAAACUGUUCCAUCCCACAUUCCUUUGACCCCUCAAAAGUUAAAGGCCUCUAAAGUCUAAACCGCUCGAAAUCUUGAUUGAUUUCACUAUUCUCUAAAGAGAUCACACCAAGCACUCAAGUCAGAUCUCUCAAGGUUUUCCAAGAUGCCUCGACGCAAAUUUGACAAGAAGAGCGCAACCACCUUCCAGCUCGUUCACCGAGCCCAAAAUGAUCCUCUUAUUCACGAUGAAGACGCCCCAUCCAUGGUGUUCAAGGAGCUCUCCGGGAAACGGGACAAGAAAGUCAAAGAACUCGGCAACCUCGAGGAGGAGUUCGGCCUGAAGAUCCGGAAAAACGAAGGAGAGGCGGCGAACCACGGAAUCUACUACGAUGACACCCAAUACGACUACAUGCAACAUCUGCGGGAGUUUGGAUCGGGGGACGGCGCGGUUUGGGUUGACGCGACCCCGAAUACGCAGAAUAAGGGCAAGACAAAAGUCAAGUUGGAAGAUGCUCUGCGGAGCGAGGCCGGGUCAGACAUGAGGAGUGAGAGCGGCGCGAGCUUUGCUAGUGAGAGUGCUAGGUCGCUGAUUGGGGAUGAAAUGCUACCUUCGGAAUUCGUUCUAAAGCGGACGUAUCAGGACCAGCAGAAUAUUCCCGAUGCCAUUGCAGGAUUCCAACCCGAUAUGGAUCCUCGCUUGAGAGAGGUGUUGGAGGCAUUGGAGGAUGAUGCGUUUGUGGAUGAUGAUGAGGACAUAUUCAAGGAACUCGCAGAGAACGGCGAGGUUAUGGACAAGGAUGACUGGGAGGCGACAGCGGAAGACGACGACGGUUGGGAGAGUGACGAUACCAUAAAGGCCGAAAAUCCUGCUCCCUCGCGAGCCACCCCAGCCAUCGGCGGACCCGAUGAUCAACCUGAGGCUGUACGAGAGCCCGCUGGGCACGACUGGAUGGCGGAGUUUCGCAAGUUCAAGAAGGAGACCAAGACGGCCUCGCCAUCGGUUGCACAAUCCGCACAAUCCGCGGUUGACAGCGCAUUGGCGUCGUUGCCCGCAGGCCGUAAGAAGAAGCGAAAGGGCGCGUUGACUUCCACAUCCGCAUACAGCAUGACUUCAUCAUCACUUAUGCGUACCGAUCAACUCACUCUGCUUGAUCGGCGCUUUGAGAAGCUUGAGGCAGAAUAUACAGGAGAGGAUGACAUGGAUGAUACCGGUUCCAUGGUCUCCGGCAUGACCGGUAUGUCUGGCAUGUCUGGCAUGUCUGGCAUGUCAAGGAUGUCCGGCCUCUCAAAAAUCAGUGAAGCAUCCGGAGAUGUCCCUCAGCUACGGUCCGAUUUCGACAGCAUCAUGGAUGAAUUCCUGGGCUCCCAUGCGGCAAAUGGGAAGCGGAAGUUCAAGAAGGGAAAGGCGCAAACUCCAAUUGAACAGAUGGAUGAAGUCCGGAGGGAACUUGGGCCGGCACGGUUCCGCGCGCAGCCGACCUGAGAAUGAACAUCGUGAAACGCAAAAAGGGCAAAAAAUGUUCAACAGUCCCAUCCCAGCUCACCUGCUGCACCUUUUUCCAGGUCUGCUGACCUUGCGGCUCAGAGGAUCGGAGUCUGCACCGGUGCAAGCGUG
This is a messenger RNA of Eremomyces bilateralis CBS 781.70, 1602 nucleotides long. Its product is annotated as Low temperature viability protein. NCBI's taxonomy places the organism in Eukaryota, Fungi, Ascomycota, Dothideomycetes, Eremomycetales, Eremomycetaceae. The transcript is spliced from 2 exons. The record is from RefSeq and is a predicted model, not a curated record. Gene Ontology annotation, cellular component: preribosome, small subunit precursor; nucleus; cytosol. Gene Ontology annotation, biological process: ribosomal small subunit biogenesis; ribosomal small subunit export from nucleus. Bases 151 to 1470 code for a protein of 439 amino acids.